Molecule: messenger RNA, 3371 nt
Organism: Calypte anna (Anna's hummingbird)
Lineage: Eukaryota; Metazoa; Chordata; Aves; Apodiformes; Trochilidae
Gene: FIG4
Product: FIG4 phosphoinositide 5-phosphatase
Exons: 23
Coding region: 233-2965 (910 amino acids)
Biological process (GO): phosphatidylinositol dephosphorylation
Cellular component (GO): intracellular membrane-bounded organelle
Molecular function (GO): phosphatidylinositol-3,5-bisphosphate 5-phosphatase activity
Source: RefSeq, a predicted model, not a curated record
AGCCUGCGCACUGUUGUCCCGGCAUUUCCGGCUUCCCCGCGUCCCGACAGUGGCCGGUCGGGGAUGGGGACCGGUGAUUAGCGCUGUCGCGUCUCCCCGCUCCGGCAACAGCUCUGCUCUUCCCCCGGCUGCGGGCGGGCGGGCGGGCGGGCGGGCGGGCGGGCGUCUCCCGCCUCUCCUGCACCCGCCGUGCCUUAGGGCCGGGGCAAGGCCCGAGCCCAGCGCAGCCGCCAUGCCGGCAGCGGCCGCCGCCGCUCCCAUCAUCAGCUCAGUGCAGAAGCUGGUGCUGUACGAGACCAGGGCUCGGUAUUUUCUCGUUGGAAGUAAUCCUGCAGAAACCAAAUACCGUGUUUUGAAAAUAGAUCGCACUGAACCAAAGGAUUUGGUUAUAAUUGAUGAUAAGCAUGUGUAUACACAACAAGAGGUGAGGGAGCUUCUUGGCCGUUUAGACCUGGGAAACAGAACUAAGAUUGGGCAGAAAGGCUCUUCUGGAUUAUCUCGAGCAGUCUCUGCUUUUGGUGUAGUAGGUUUUGUCAGGUUUCUGGAAGGCUACUAUAUAGUGUUAAUAACAAAAAGAAGAAAAAUGGCAGAUAUUGGAGGUCAUGCAAUAUAUAAAAUAGAAGAUACAAAUAUGAUCUACAUUCCAAAUGACUCUGUAAGAAUCACUCAUCCUGAUGAAGCCAGGUAUCUGAGAAUCUUUCAAAAUGUGGACCUUUCUAGCAACUUCUAUUUUAGUUACAGCUAUGAUCUGUCUCACUCCCUUCAGUAUAAUCUUACUGUCCUGAGAAUGCCACUUGAGACAUUAAAAACUGAAACAUCUCAGACCCGACAAGAGAGUUUUGAUAUAUUUGAAGAUGAAGGACUUUCAAUCCAGGGUGGAAGUGGUGUAUUUGGGAUUUGCAGCAAGCCUUAUGAAAAGUAUGUGUGGAAUGGCAAGCUUCUGGAGGCAGUAAAAAAUACUGUUCAUCGUGACUGGCUGCUGUAUAUCAUUCAUGGAUUCUGUGGGCAAUCAAAACUGUUAAUAUAUGGUCGCCCUAUAUAUGUCACUCUGAUAGCCAGAAGAUCAAGUAAAUUUGCUGGGACACGUUUUCUGAAACGAGGAGCAAACUGUGAGGGAGAUGUUGCUAACGAAGUGGAAACUGAACAAAUCCUUUAUGAUGCUUCAGUUAUGUCAUUCUCUGCGGGAAGUUAUUCUUCCUAUGUUCAAGUUCGAGGAUCUGUCCCUCUGUACUGGUCUCAGGAUAUUUCAACUAUGAUGCCAAAGCCACCCAUAACAUUGGACCAAGCAGAUCCUUUUGCACAUGUUGCUGCUCUUCAUUUUGACCAAAUGCUUCAGAGAUUUGGCUCCCCCAUUAUUAUUUUGAAUCUUGUGAAGGAACGUGAAAAAAGGAAGCAUGAAAGGAUUCUUAGUGAAGAACUUGUUGCUGCUGUGACAUAUCUCAACCAGUUUUUACCCCCAGAGCAUGCAAUUAUAUACAUACCCUGGGAUAUGGCCAAAUACACUAAAAGCAAACUUUGCAAUGUCCUUGAUAGGCUGAAUGUGAUUGCAGAAAGUGUAGUAAAGAAGACUGGAUUUUUUGUAAAUCGACCUGAUUCCUACUGCAGUAUCUUGCGGCCAGAUGAAAAGUGGAAUGAACUGGGAGGUUGUGUUGUUUCCACUGGUCGUUUGCAGACAGGAGUUCUCCGAACCAACUGUGUGGACUGCUUGGAUCGCACCAACACAGCCCAGUUUAUGGUGGGAAAAUGUGCUUUGGCAUAUCAGCUCUAUUCACUGGGACUGAUUGAUAAACCUAAUUUACAGUUUGAUACUGAUGCUGUUAGAUUAUUUGAAGAAUUAUAUGAAGAUCAUGGAGACACACUUUCUCUGCAAUAUGGAGGUUCUCAGCUUGUCCACAGAGUGAAAACCUAUAGAAAAAUAGCUCCAUGGACUCAGCAUUCCAAAGAUAUUAUGCAGACACUCUCAAGAUACUAUAGUAAUGCUUUCUCAGAUGCAGACAGACAAGAUUCCAUCAAUCUAUUUCUCGGAGUAUUCAAGCCUACAGAAGGAAAACCUCAUCUCUGGGAACUUCCCACUGAUUUUUAUUUGCAUCAUAAGAACACCCUCAGUCUGUCACAGACCAGGCGAAGCUAUACUUACUGGUGGACUGCAGGUGUGCUAAAGCAUUUACCUCUUCCUUUUGAUGAAGUGACAUGUGCUGAAAACAGGCACAAGUUGACAGUAAAGAAAUUCCACAAGUAUGAAGAGGAAAUUGACAUCCACAAUGAGUUUUUUCGGCCAUAUGAGUUGAGCAGUUUUGAUGAGACCUUCUGCUUGGCAAUGACCAAUUCUACUCGAGAUUUUAUGCCUAAGAAUGUGGGGAUAGACCCAAGUCCCUUUACUGUUCGUAAACCAGAUGAAACUGGAAAAUCAGUGUUGGGGAACAAAAGUAAUAGAGAGGAAACUGUGCUGCAGCGCAAAACAGCUGCCAGUGCUCCACCACCCCCGAGUGAAGAAGCAGUCUCAAGUAGUUCUGAAGAUGAUUCUGGGACAGACAAAGAAGAUGAAGGUGCUGUUUCUCAACGUUCAACUCCAGUAAAAGUGACUGAUACGGGAGAUAAUACAAAAAUCACAGAGAAUGUAGUGCAAUCAACAAAAGAUGUGUAUGGAGUCAAUCUUUCAGAUGUUCCUUCUGAAGAUGAUCUCUCAAUUUACACAAGGUUUGUUGAGCUGGGACAGAGUCAGCAUAAACAAGACAAAAGCAGCCAGCAAUAUUGCUCAAAACUCCACUUGGAUAGGGUUAUAAAUUUAGUACCCAUCUCCUCCUUCUCUCAAGACAAUAUUUAUGAAGUCCAACCUCCAAGAGUUGACAGGAAAUCAGUAGAGAUUUUUCACGCCCACAUUCAGGCUGGAAGAGGAAACAUGCAGCCCCCAGGAAAAGAUGACUUCCUCAUGUACAGAGAGUAUAUUCGAAACAGAUACAUGUAAAUCCAAGCUGGAUUCUCCUGACAAAUCUACUGUACUGAUAGGUCAUAAAAAUAAUUUUUUAAAGGAAACCUAGUUUUGUUAUCUUGCAGCAAUAAAUUUGUUAUGAAACGUUCCUAUUUAUUAUUCUUUAAUAUUACCCAUUUGCGGUAUUGUGCUCUAGAGGAAAGAAGUUAUUUAAUAUCUGCUCUUUAGCUGGAAGAGGAAGUGUAUCUGAGGAGAGUAACUAAAUAAUCAGAGCAGCUGUAGUCACUAAAGAGUUGCAAUUUUUGACAAAAUAUUGCAUCUUUAGGUUUUUAUGUCAACUUCUUACAUUGUUUUGUUUGCUAGUGAAGCUGAAGUGAUUUGUACAUAAAAAUCAGCACAGAAUAGUUUUCUUCCUUCUUGUUCCAUGACAGCAAACAAUCUU